Messenger RNA from Topomyia yanbarensis, 1932 nucleotides. RefSeq names its product quinone oxidoreductase-like protein 2. The coding region runs from base 108 to 1304 and encodes 398 amino acids. The transcript is spliced from 3 exons. Lineage: Eukaryota; Metazoa; Arthropoda; Insecta; Diptera; Culicidae. Gene Ontology annotation, cellular component: mitochondrion. Gene Ontology annotation, molecular function: oxidoreductase activity. The record is from RefSeq and is a predicted model, not a curated record.
UCAAAAAAUGUAAAUAAAAAGGGUGUGUGACAGCCGGUUUAGUUUGUGUACUUCAAUUUAAUCACAUUAUUCAGAGGAAAUGUUAAUAAUUAAUUAAUCAAAGUAACAUGUUCAGUUCCGUUGUAACCAAUACGUUAAGGCAAAGUGUCCUCAGCUUCAGCCGGAAUGUCACGAUAGUAUUAAGACAAUCGCAUAAGGCUGCAGUUUUGCGAGAAAUCGGAAAGCCACUAGUGCUUGAAAAUGUAAAACGCAUCGAUCAGCUCAAGGACAAUGAGGUCCGUAUAAAAGUCCACUACUGCAGUCUGAAUUCCACCGAUGUUCAGAUAAUCGCCGGUAAGCACCCGGAACUGAAUCCACCCCUUCCGUUCAUUCCCGGUCAUGAAGUCUCCGGAGAGAUCAUGCAAAUUGGAAAAAACAAUCCCAAUUUUCUGAAGCGGGGCGAUCGUGUCAUAGCUCUGAACGACCUGCAGGACCCUAAUGGCGGACUGACGGCGGAAGUGAUUGUUAAAAAUCGAGAUGUGUGGACGGUUCCUUCGGAUGUUCCUUUGCGAGAGAUGACCGUGAUACCGUAUGGCCACGGAACGGCUUUGUUGACGUUUGCCUUACACUGUCCUCUGCAGGAGAACGAUUUGCUUCUGAUCACAGCCGGACCAGCCGGGAUGGGACUAGCUGCAAUCGAUGUGGCCGUGAAUGUUUACAAGGCAAAAGUGAUAGCAAUUUGCGAUACCGAGAGCAGCUCCGAUUUAGUGAGAGAAAAAGGCGCCUACAAAACGGUUAGUAUGGGAAAAAGUUUUACGAAACUAUACAAGGAUAUUGCGGAUGCGGUGGGCGAUAAAAAGGCUAAAGUUGCUUACGACGCAGUCAGUAAAGGAUUGCUGCAUCUGUUGGCCGAUUUCGUUGACCCCGAGAAAGGUCAGAUGUUCUCCGUUGAUCCCUUUCACAGCCUCGAUAAACUAAUGGCUUCCAAACCGAAGUAUGAUCUUCCCAAGAAAAAGGAACGUACCGAAAAAGAAGAGCGCGACGCUGCAAAACUCAUCGAAAACGUGAGACAUGUGGAUUUGUACGAGCAUCCGGACGAGGACAUCUACCGACAGAUGAUUUCCGAUACAAUCGAGAUGCGAGCGGAGGGAAUGAUUGCGGGCCAUAUCAGCAAACUGUUCCCGCUGAAGGAAAUCCAGGAGGCCAUAGAGUUUAUUCAGAAGAAGCAGUGCACAGGAAAAGUGCUAAUCGAUGUAAAAUGUAGCGAUGACGAUAAUUGUAAGGAAGAGAAAGCGAAUAACGAAACGGAAAAGAAAGACGACUAAAGUACGGCGGAGGUUGUUUGAAUUGAUAUCCAAAAUUUGACAUUUUUGUAUGCCUUUGUUUUUCCGAUUUAUAUUUUUCGUUUCAAUGUGUGUACAAAGUGAUGUUUUAAUUUGGCUUAAACAUAAUAAUGAGCUUAUAUUGUUUUUAUUAAAUAGGUAGGGGUUAAGGGGUCCACAGAUCAUUGAAUGACCUGAUGCGGACUAGAUAACAAGUUUCUCUAAAACCGGAACAAUUGAAUGCGUAUAUUUUAAUUUUAGGGACCAAAACGAAGAUAAGCUUGUCUCAUCAGAUUUGUUUUUUAUAUUUUGCAUGUUAUCUAAAUUCAAUGCAAUGGCCUAUGGGAGCGCUCGCUUGAAACUCAAAUUUGUGCAAAUCAAUUCAACUAUCUCUAAGAAAAUAGAGUGAUAUUCCAUAAAUUUUCUAAAUUUAUCGAACAGAGUCGACGCUCACCUUUCAGUUCCUGCUUAUAAGUAUGGGAAUUUCAUAAGUGAUCGAUUUUGGCCCGAAUUUCCAAAACCGUGAGUCUAAUCCGUACAAAAUUCAACAGCAAUAGCAUUUGAGACAAGGUUUUUUUAUUAUUUGGCACGGCUCAAUGCGUUAGCACAAUCAAGUCGUGGAUCUAAUAUG